AUGAAUUUUGUUGAUGGAACAUUGGAUCGUCGUAAUACGUCUAACGUAGAAAAGUUCUCUCUCGUCAGCAACCACAAGUUGGAUGGGAAUCGGUUUCAUUCUUGGAUUUCUACUUUAAUAAAGGGUAACGUUAAAGAUCUAUAUCUAUGCUUAUACGGAGAUGAUGACAAGUACCCCUUGUUGAUUCCCCCAUCUCUUUUUACUUGUGAAUCACUGACAUCGUUGGAGCUAAGUCUACACUGUGAUUUCAAAUUUCCUAAGUAUAUCUGUUUUCCAAAACUCAAGUGCCUUAAACUCCAUUCUUUUAAAUUCACCGAUGAAUGCUGGAAUCAGGAACUCUUUUCAAAUUCCCCUGUCCUUGAAGAAUUGAUUCUGAACUACUGCACCAUUCGUAUGAAAUAUUUUUCUAUCUCAAUUCCUACACUGAAACUCUUGGAAAUUAAUACUUGGGCAAUGGAGGCAACUGGUUUAGGACAAUGUGCUCUCAAAAUUCAUGCACCAAGUCUUGUUAAGUUUACCUACAAGGAAAAAGAAUAUAUUUUGUCUAGCUUCCCAACACCGGAGGAAGCAGUCCUUUGCUUAUUCAUUAAAAUAGGUUGUGCAGAUUUAAGUCUUUUACUUCAAGCCCUUGCACAUGUAAAAUGUCUAACAGUUUAUGAUCGAGCUGUACAGUCUAUCUACUCAGCAGACGAUCUGUCCAACAAUUCGCUGAAACUUCGUGGUGUCAAAAUGCUGAAAAUAUAUGACAACUUAUUUGCCACUGAUCAAGAACUAAUUGCUUUGCUAAAAGCGCUACCUAAUCUGGAGUCGCUCGUAUUUCAGAUGGCAAGUGCUUAG
Molecule: messenger RNA, 837 nt
Organism: Papaver somniferum (opium poppy)
Lineage: Eukaryota; Viridiplantae; Streptophyta; Magnoliopsida; Ranunculales; Papaveraceae
Product: FBD-associated F-box protein At4g10400-like
Exons: 2
Coding region: 1-837 (278 amino acids)
Source: RefSeq, a predicted model, not a curated record